Messenger RNA from Anopheles darlingi, 1821 nucleotides. RefSeq lists its product as uncharacterized. Bases 80 to 1732 code for a protein of 550 amino acids. Gene Ontology annotation, cellular component: preribosome, small subunit precursor; nucleus; cytosol. The transcript has 3 exons. Gene Ontology annotation, molecular function: ATP binding; protein serine/threonine kinase activity. Gene Ontology annotation, biological process: maturation of SSU-rRNA; protein phosphorylation. The record is from RefSeq and is a predicted model, not a curated record. Lineage: Eukaryota; Metazoa; Arthropoda; Insecta; Diptera; Culicidae.
AACAGAAAAUCGUGAAACACGAGGAGGGUUCGUGAAUUUUGUGAAAUAUUCAACAAAUUCCCAAACUAACUCAAUAACCAUGGGAAAACUGGAUGUAACGGUGCUCCGUUACCUCACGAAAGAGGAUUUUCGGAUACUUACGGCGAUCGAAAUGGGAAUGAAGAAUCAUGAGCUGGUUCCCGGUGCACUGGUGGCCGCAAUCGCUAGUCUUAAGGCUGGCGGAGUGCAUAAAUUGCUGCGCGAGCUUUGCAAGCAUAAGCUGCUGACAUACGAGCGAGGAAAACGAUUUGAUGGUUACCGCUUGACGAAUAUGGGCUAUGAUUACCUCGCAUUGAAGUCACUUACCCUACGCGGGUCCAUCUGUGGUUUCGGAAAUCAAAUCGGCGUCGGCAAGGAAUCCAACAUCUACACGGUGGUUGGCGACGAUGAGACUCCGCUCUGUCUUAAACUGCAUCGGCUGGGUCGCGUUUGUUUCCGGAAUGUAAGAGAGAAGCGUGAUUACCACGGGAAGCGGCACCGCAUGAGCUGGCUGUACCUGUCGCGCAUUUCAGCUACACGUGAGUUUGCGUACAUGAAAGCGCUGUACGAUCGGGGUUUCCCCGUACCAAAGCCGAUCGAUUUCAACCGGCACUGUGUGAUCAUGGAGCUGGUCGAUGGCUACCCCAUGACGAAUGUGUGCGAGGUCGGUAACGUCGAGGCGCUGUACGAUGAUCUGAUGAACCUGAUCGUACGGCUGGGCAACUGUGGCGUGAUUCAUGGAGAUUUCAAUGAAUUCAACAUCAUGAUCACCCAAGAACAGCUACCGAUAUUGAUCGAUUUUCCGCAGAUGAUUUCGACAUCGCACCCGAACGCGCAAAUGUACUUCGAUCGCGAUGUGCAGGGUGUGCGUGAUCUCUUCCGAAAGAAGUUUGGCUACGAAAGUGAGGAUUACCCACGGUUCGAUGAUCUCGAACGAGAUGACGAACUGGAUCGUGAAGUGCUCUGCUCAGGGUAUGGAUUUACGCAAGAAAUGGAAGACGAUCUGCUGAAUGAGUACCAUGAGGGUGGUAAUAAGAACGAAGAAGGCUCCGAUGAAGACGACGAGGAGACACUAGCUGAUUCGGACGAAGAGAAGCCUCAUGACGAUCGCAUGGUCGAUGACCUAGACGAUAAGGAACUGGAGGAAUGUCGUAAGAAGCUGGAAGCAGAAAUAAAAUUCUCCGAAGAAAAGCCAACACAAAAGGUCACCAAGAAAGAGGACGCAAACUCGGCCAUUAUGAGCUACCUGCAGUCCAUGUCAGUACAGGAUGAAAUGGAAAAACCGGAACCGAUCGAAGAUGAAGAAACGACCGCAAAUGCCACUAAUAACGUGCCGGAAGAUGGUGCAAACACAGAAUUGUAUGUAGAACCUACGGUGGAAGAGGAUGGAAAACGUGAUUCCGUUCGCGAUAUUGAAUCGGAUGAUCCUGAAAGCGAUCCAGAGGAUGCGACGGUAGAUCGCAAUUCGCGGCAGUAUCGUAUGAUGAUGGUUCGAAAGAUGCUGGAUGAUGCGCGUAGCGUUCGCUCGUACUCCACCACGGCCAGCACCAUCGCUCCAUCGCUUGUUACCGGUCGUAUAAAGGGUGAUUUACAGGAGCGUCAAAAGCGCGACCUGAAGAAGCGGUGCGUACCGAAAGGUGAGGCCAGCGCAGUCCGCCGAAUGCGCAAAGAUAAUAAUGCCGUGGUUAAAGAGUACCGAGGAUGGGAUUUUUAAGGCAUAAUGUAGUCUAAACCUUCUGUGUACCUAUUUGUAUGAAUAUAUGAAUUAUCGAAAACGUCUAAAGACAGUUAAAUUCAUCUUCA